Molecule: messenger RNA, 5631 nt
Organism: Lutzomyia longipalpis
Lineage: Eukaryota; Metazoa; Arthropoda; Insecta; Diptera; Psychodidae
Exons: 6
Coding region: 1-5631 (1876 amino acids)
Source: RefSeq, a predicted model, not a curated record
AUGAGGUUUGACCAUGAAAAGAUUCUGCUUGCUUUCUUCAAUAAGAAAGGCGACUCAAGGGAACAACGUGAUUCAGAACUAUCUGACUCUGAUAGUCUCAAAGGGGAUGAUUUUGAUAAAUUAGUUCGUUGUGAGGCAAUUCACUUAGUCGAUAGUGUGUUAGAGCAAAGCUUGUCCAUAGUCCAUUCGCAACAGCAGCCACAGUGUCUAACUGAUGGUGGGCAGUCGGAGAGUGAGCAUUUUGCCAUCACCAGUGACAUAUCCAAUGGGGUUGAUUUCGUUAAAUCGCCCACCAUUGAGUCAAUAUCUGGUAAAUCGUUCGAUGAUGAUAACCAGUAUGAGGGUAUUGAUCAGGCGGUUGUGGAUGCCAAAGCGACGCGCAUUGAACGUCGCUUCGAGAGACUCUCAUCGCAGCUCGAUGAGCAGGAAAUGAAUGAUGAUGCGUGCCAGAGGAACUUUGAUCAGGCAAUGUUGGCAAUUGAUCGGGAUGAGGUGUCCCAGUUGCAGAGUGACUUCUCCAAAUUAAGUUGGGAUGAGAGUGUCUCCGCCACGACCGCUGAACAUGCCCUCAGUACACCAGACACUGAUUUGCAAGAUCUCAAUCAAGGUGAUGUUGAGCCAAGAAGAGACCCUGACACACUUCCAAAACCAACGCCUAGAUUAAGUAAAUCAAUAAUAGGUGAAGAUUCCGUUGAGGUGAGUUCUUCUGUAACAACGGAUGAUGUUGCUGAAAAGACAUUCAGCGAGAAAAAGAUUUUCUGGGAAUCACUGGAGAGUCCCAAGGAUGGUGAAAAGUUGCUCGAAGAAGUGGCAAAAGGGGCCCGAGCUGCUCCAAUUCCAAAACCACGCGUCCAGCUGAGUACGUCCCUGUCAAAAGGAGAAGAAUCCUCCGAAGCACCAAGUUUAAAGGAAGACACCAAAUCGGAGAGAUCAGAAAUCUCAUCGGAACGACAUGUUGAGUAUGGGGAGUCUGAUAGUGCAAGAUCCAUCACCGAGUCAAAGAGUGCAGGAAAAGAAGAGGAUUCCUUAACAACAGAGGAACGUCUCGAUGAUGAAAGUUUCCCAAUAAGUGAACGUAUGGAUUUUUCAGACAAAAAGGAAGAAGCUGAAGAUAAAACUGAAUGUGUAGAUGAUCAGAAUAUCAUCAAAAGCGACGAUGACUCUGAAGCUGAGUCGAGACAAGCAAAAUUCUACAUCGGAGAAUCCAGCACCAACAUCAUUACAAAAAGCCAAACUGAGCGUCGAAGUGAUUUCGCCUAUGACAAUGAUGGCUACCGCACUACUCAGGAUAGUGCUACAGUGGACAGUGAAAUGUCCCUUCCAACAGUUUCGUCAGAGCUGGAAAGAGAACCCCGUACAACCGUUGAGAAAAGUGAAACUGAGAUAUCUGAGAAAAUUUGCUAUGCUUCUGUGAAGGUUGAUAAAAUGGAUCAAGGCGUUGAAGCAGCCCAGAUUCAGAAGAGUCCAGAAGUCGUUGAAAAGGUCUCAGUAGUUCACUCACCGAUUAAACCAUAUCAAAGUAUUAUUGAUUUUGAAACUCCAGCCCCUGUUCAGGAGGAUGUUGUUACCACAGCAAAAGCUACAGCUGUUAAUGUUGUUGCUGGCGAGGAAGCAAAGAAGCAGGCCAGCAUUGAGAGUGUAACUGAUUCACAGUCACUGAAAGAAGCUUCGAAAAUCGUUGAAACUUCAACUCAUUCAAUUACAACAAUUUCAUCUCUAUCAGCAUCAGGACUUCAGGCAAAAUCAACAGAUGAGCUUGUUAUGGAGCAAACAUUGGCUGAAGUAAGAGAAUCCCUGGAUGCUGUGCAGGAAGAAUUAAUUGAAACAGUAAAGGAUGGAAAACUUAUAAAGCAAAGCCCAUCGGAAUUUGAAUUUAAAGUAUUGCCUCACAUUAAGUACACAGAAGAGACAAUACAUGAGUCAUAUCAGGAAGAUUCUUCUCAUGGAGAUAUUUCAUUGGGUGAGAAGAUUGUGGAGAAAGCUUCUACUUCAACGCAGAAACGCGAUGAAUCCAGUAGCGGAAAAGCCGAAGAAGCAUCUUCAUCUCAGCUAUCAUCUGCCGAAGAUUCAUCACAUAAACUUGAUGUGGUUCAGAGGAAGCAGAAAGAACGCAGAGGUCCCAGCUCAAAUAGGUGGUCUGUAACUGACCCAGAUAACUACUCCAGUUCUGAUAGUCAUUACCAGAGCUUCGAGAAGUCAGAGAGUCGACCAGCAUCGUCUGAUGUGGAGAACCUUCUCACAUCUGAGUAUCAGACUGCCCAAGAUUCCUUAAGACUUGGUUCAUCAGAAUACCACAGUGCAGUCAGUACUCUUGAAUACAGUGCUGGUACAACAAUCAGUUCCCGUGAGAGUAUGAAGAGUUUCGAUUCGGAAAGCUCUGGGCAUAUGGCAAGUGUUGAAGUAUCUGAAGCAUCUGAGACUCUUAUUCCAUCUACAAUGGAUCUAGAAAUGGAAACUUCGGAAGCUGAAACUGAGGAGGGUGAAGGAAAAUAUGGGAGUUUAGAUGAGAAAGGUGGGACGAUCUUACUUGAAUUUGAUGAUCGUGACGAUUCAGUUCCAAGUGGGAGUAUGAAGCGAUCCCAUGAGAUGACAUUCCAACCUGAAUUAAAACCAAUGUAUCCUGCAGAAUCACCGGAAGUAGCUGAAAAGGAUGGUUUGAAGACAGCUAUAGUGGAAUCAUCACGACUAGCUACAUCUACAGAAGAGAUAAAAAUAACAGGGAGUGGAAGCUAUGAAGAUACUAGAUUCGCAUCUAGCCUCGAAGAUGGGAGUAUCCUAUCUGUAAGCCUAUCAAGUGCUUCAUGUGUUGAAACGGUAAUGGAAAAUCUCCCAGAAGGUUUUGAUAUCCCAUCACUGAGUGGAUCAAUUACAGGAAGUUACGAACUACAUCACAAAUUAACAGAUGAUAUUAUUGCUACGAGCUUUGAAGAAUCAGAUUUAACAUUCAAACCAGAUGACGUUAUCAUGACGACUUCAACUGUUAUGGAUGAUACGAAGAGUACAACAACUGAUUCCCAUGAAAGCCCAGAUUUUGGCAAGAAGCAAGGAAAGGGUCACAAGAGGAACGACAGCACGAGUUUUGCUUCAUUUAAAGGAUUCGAUUCAGGAAGUAAACAACCGUCUGAUGAACUUGAUGAUCUCGAUGAAGAGAUGAUAAUUCACGAGGAAGAACCACAAGUAAAAAUUCUCAAGGAUACUUUUAUUACUGAAGAUCAAAGAGGAAGUGGAUCUGAUUCUGAUUAUGAUCGGUAUGAAACUGAAUAUUCAAGAGCUUACAAAACACCCACGGAUUUGUCAUCGAAAAAAGGAAAACGAGCAGCUGAAAUGAAGACGGAAACAUUUGAAAAGGAUAUGGAUAUUAAACGAUCACGAUCACCAUCGCAAUCAAUUAUUGAGACAAUUGAGGAGGAUGUUAACGCAGAAGCGGAAUUUGGGCAGAUGGAAACACAACAAACACUAAAACAGGUAUCACAGAAUCUUCAAGAUUACUCUAAUGUUCCCGAUAUCACCAUAACAGAUGAUCCCAAUAAGUACGUGAGCGAUGAUGAGGAUGAAAUGGUUAUGCCGUAUGCUCCACCGUCAUCAGUUAAGGAGACACAACCAGAAAUACCCAAAAGUAUUGCAAAGUCUCCAACAGAAGAGCAGAAGAUUCAAUAUGCUCAACAGCAGGAGUACAAAAUGACCGAAGAACAGUAUGAAGAAUUACUGGAAAGGCAGUCAAAAUCAAAGAUUACAGAUCCCAUUCCUACUUACAGCUUUGAAGAAUUAGAAAAGGAGGCUGCUCGUGGAGAUUCCCCUGGAAGUGAUUCAUUUGAAAUGCUUGAACAACCUGAUAUAUCUGAUGAAUUUGUAAUUAUUGAAGAAGUAGCCAAGGAGGCCAAUGAAAUGGACAUUGAAGGGAAGAGUGUAUCAAUCAAAUCUACAAAGUACGUUAAGAAGCACGAUGAAGAUGUUGAGAAGUACAUUGUUCACUCUGCACCAGCUGAUCCAAAUGCUGGAUCAAUAAUCUAUAGUGGAGUUCACAGUCGUGAUCAGAUUGGUUUUGAUUUUGAAGAAAGUCCACCACAGGAUCAGGAUAAGGCGGAUGACAAGGACAGUGAUGCUAGCAAACGUUGGGUUGAAAUGCAACUGGCUGAUAAUGCUCAAAAUCUGAGGUACCCGUAUGAGAUGGAACGAGGUGUACUUGAAGAUAUUAAGGAAGAGGAUACAGAAUUGGAGGUGGGAAGUAGCAGGAUUAGUAGUUUUAAGGAUUCAUUCUCCAGUACACCGGAGUACGAUGUUCUAGCUGGAAGGAAGUGCUUCAAUAAGGAACACGAUGAAAUGUCUAUGAGCAGUUUGCAGGAAUUUGAAAGCCUAGAACAGGCUAUCUCUCUUGAGAACCGACGAGCACAUCAAGGUUCGCAGGAUUCUCUGUCUAAUGGAAGUUUCCCGAAAAGAUUCCUAGCUCGAAGUGCUGAAGGUGAUGGAAUUUCAUUGUCAAGCUUGAAGGAGUUUGAAGGCUUGGAAAAUGCCUGCUUAGAAGCUCAUUUGUUGGAGAUUAAGGCUAAAGAAGAAGCAGCUCUUUUGCUAUCUAGAUCAGAUGAAUCUAACAAAUCAGAUAGCUCGGGAAAAUCGGGAAAAGGAUCCAAUAACGGAAAAACCACGGAAAGCUCAAGUAAAAUAACAACAGUCACAACUGUAACUACGGUAACUAAAACAACCAAUGAAGGUGCAAAAGUUGUAACUACCUCAGGUUUCCAAGUUCAUCAGAUGAGUGGGGGAAUUGAUGAGAUUUUGAAGCACAAACUUGAGGAGAUUGACGAUGAGAGUCUACCGUCAAAUAUCAUGGAAACAUCUACGGAUAGUUUGGAGGCGGUUAAACCAAAAGCAGGUACAAGUGGAUCACGUAGAGAGAGUUUGGAUAGUUUGGAAAUUAACAAGAGUGGAGUUGAUCUCAUGACAAGUAGUUUGGAUUCCAUUGAACUAAUGAGGGAGGGUGUUACAGCAAAAUCAUCCCGAUCUGAUGCAGACUCAAUUGAACAGCAGGUUGUUCCAACUGCAGUGAAGAGUGAUAGUGCAGAUUCAAUUGAGCAGCAAGCAGGAUCAAAUAGAUUUUCUCAGCAGUAUGAAGAAGAUUCCAUAGAGGAGGAGACUCAUGUUACACAGACAACAGUAAUGAGUUCUUCUGGGCAACAUCAGACAACAACAACAUCAGUUACAAGGACAGGAGGCCCCCAGAGUUUUGGCGCAAUUCCAAAAGAUAUCUCAAAUGAUUCUCUAAAUCCUCUCGAAGGAGACUUAUUGCUAACGAGCAGUGAAAGUCUCGAUCAGUACACAAGCUCAACAGCAACCAAUGCCACCUAUCAAACAGAUCGUGAUUCCCAAAUGUCAGGAAGUAUGACGAGUUGUGACUCCAACACCAUGAUCGAUACAUUGGAUUCUAAUGUGGCGGAAUACUACAGCAGUCAGGGCCCCUCGCCAAUGUUCUUCGAGGAUCGCACCAUCUUAAGUGGUGUCCCAAAGCGCGAUGCCGCACAAAAGGGUGACCACUUAGUCUUCGAUCCAUUUGAUCCAUUUGAGAGUGAAUCCUCUGGACCUGAAUUGCGAGAACUGGACAAGGACAAAGAAAGGAGAUUCGAGAAGGACUUCUAA